AUGAGUUCUCAGAAAGAUUUUGUGCAUUUAGAAACUGAAGGAAUUGAAUUACCAAACGAAACUGGAGUUCUCGGGCUGCAAAUAUCUGAAGAAGAUGACUAUCUUUUAUCUCAAGCCUACGAUUAUUUUAUACAACAACCUUUAAAUAAUCCUGUUGAAAUCAUCAGUAAAAAAGAAGAAUGCUUGAAUAUAGUUCUUAAUGAACCAGAAACAAAAGGCAAGAAGUAUAAAAAGAGCAACAGAAAUAACCUUGGAGACAAUAAUAUAUUAUUAUUGUCUGAAGAGUGUAAAAUUUCAGAAACAAAUACUAUCUACCAUUGCCAGCCAGGUACAAGUAAACAAAUGCAACCAGAAACCAUGGAUGAUAGUUUUAAGAGUGCUGUCAUAUCUGCUGAAACUUUAAAUUCUAGAGAGAUUGAAAAACGAGAGGGGAGUGGCGAAUUUGAUAUAGAAUCACUCUAUGGAGGUGAUUUCUCUGAUAACGACCCUACAUACCACCCAGAAAAUCAACAAGCUCCUCCUAGUGACUCAGAUGACUCUGAGCUCAUAAAUUUAGAAGAAUUGCUUAAUCCAGAUUUAGUUUACACAGCUGAAAAAAAUAAAAACAUUCAACGGCGCAAAUGUAUACAUAUGCUAUUCGGCAACAAGUCUGAAUCUCGUCAAAUAGCGGAACUUGUGAUGUUUGAUAUAUUUGAACAUAGCUGGAAGAUUUUGAAGCCGCAAUCACGUUGGCGCCAACUGGAUCCCGCAUCUUGGAAAGUUAACGUCGCAAAAAAACGAAGAGCAGAAGGCUUAUCAUAUGUUACUGGGAAAAAGGUCAGAAACCCGAAAGUUCCUACAAUUGUUGACUGUUCUAAAUGUAAAUACCAAUGCUCUAAUAAUUUUACUGAAAGCGUAAGACAAACUUUAUGCAGGUUAUACUGGAGUCUUGAUUUCGUAGGACGAAAAGCUUUUCUACUGAAGCAUGUGAGCGUUAUGCCGACGAAAAGACUUUUAAAAGACCGGAAAAGGAUAACAGAACGUUCUUUUACCAAAAAGUGUUUUUUUGUAGUUGAAGGACAACAAAAGUAUGUCUGUUCUAGAUUUUUUUGCAGUACUUUGAGUAUUUCGCCUUUUACAGUGAAUAAUGCUAUAAAGCGAACAGAUCCAUUUGGCUGUUACUUAGAAGAUAAAGAUCCUCGUGGACGUCAAGAAGCCCCAAAUAAAACCCCACCUGAAAAAAUUGAAGAAAUCAAAAGCCAUAUAGCUUCUUUCCCGACAAUGGAAAGUCACUACACUAGGAAGCAAUCGACACGCAAAUACUUAAGUGCUGGGUUUUCCUUAGCUAAGAUGUAUUCUUUGUAUGUUAAUCAAUGCGAAGAACGUAAUACAAAACCAGUGUCAGAAAUAACUUAUAGAAGAAUUUUUUCUAGGGAGUUUAACUUGAGUUUUUUCGUUCCCAAGAAAGACCAAUGUCUUCUCUGUACUAAAUACAAUCGUGCAAACGCAGAUGAAAAAACAAACUUAGCACAAAACUAUGAAGAUCACAUAAAAAGGAAACAAGCAUGCAAUACUGAAAAGGCCAAGGAUAAGGAGAGAGCAGAAAAAGAACUAAACUUUUUAUCAGCAACAUUUGAUCUUCAAGCUAUUUUACAAAUUCCGAGUACUAAGGUGGGCCUUCUCUAUUAUACCAGAAAAUUGACUGUUUAUAACUUAACCUUAUAUGAAAGCGCGCUGCCAAACGAAGCAUAUUGCUUCGUAUGGACAGAGGUACACGGCAAAAAAGGUAGCUCGGAAGUUGGCACUAUUCUAGCCCAUUAUUUAACAAAUUGCAUUCCAGAAAAUGUAACAGAGGUUAGUUUGUUCUCCGAUACAUGCGGGGGACAAAACCGGAAUCAGUUCAUUGCCGCUUUACUCUUGUGGGUUAUCAAUCAGAGCAAACAAUUACAGAUUAUUGAGCACAAGUUUUUGGAGUCUGGCCAUUCUUACAUGGAGGCUGACUCAAUGCAUAGCUCAAUUGAAUCUGCGAAAAAACAUCGUGAUGUGUAUUGUUUAUCGGACUGGAUCAAUAUAUUCAAAGAUGCCCGAUCAAAAGGCACGUAUAAAAAGGGCACCAAGAAGGUGAAGAAAAACAAAUACAACGUAAAACAGUUCACGUAUUCUGAAUUCAAAGAUCUGAAACAAUUAGCGAGCACUAUAAUUUUAAACAAGACAACAAACACGGAAGGUCAGAGAAUUCAAUGGCUUAAGAUAAAAAGGAUGAAAUACAUAAAAGGUGAUAGAAACAUACACUAUAACUAUGAUAUGUCAACCAGUUUCAAAACAAUGAACGUCACUUGCUCAGGAGCACAACCAAAUACAUCUGCAACUACUGUAUCGGAAAGUCACGGCUAUGCGACAAGGCGUAAAUCGGAACAUCAAGACGUCUGUGAACCUGCGACGUCUUCGACUAGCUGUGAGUUUAUAUUUCCUUCUUUGCAUCAGCUGUACAACAAACCAUUGCCCAUAACUGUAGCUAAAAAGAAAGAUUUAUUAAAUCUAUGCGAAAAGGGUGUUAUACCUGAAGAGUACCAUGGCUGGUUUCAGUCUUUGGCUACAGAUAACAGAACUAUUGACCGUUUACCUGAAGCAGCAAUUUCUGAAGAGUCUGAUUUAUCUGACAAUGAGUAG
Messenger RNA from Parnassius mnemosyne (clouded apollo), 2649 nucleotides. The record is from the annotation of a GenBank genome assembly. NCBI's taxonomy places the organism in Eukaryota, Metazoa, Arthropoda, Insecta, Lepidoptera, Papilionidae.